Messenger RNA from Vanderwaltozyma polyspora DSM 70294, 2976 nucleotides. RefSeq lists its product as uncharacterized. The coding region runs from base 1 to 2976 and encodes 991 amino acids. Gene Ontology annotation, cellular component: cytoplasm. Gene Ontology annotation, biological process: regulation of GTPase activity; signal transduction. The record is from RefSeq and is a predicted model, not a curated record. The transcript has a single exon. Gene Ontology annotation, molecular function: phosphatidylinositol binding. Lineage: Eukaryota; Fungi; Ascomycota; Saccharomycetes; Saccharomycetales; Saccharomycetaceae.
AUGUCAUCUCAGAAUGGUGGGAGAGGUACUUUACAACUGCUGGAGCAGUACAAUGAAUAUAUAUCAGAGAAAGACAAGACUAUUGAGUAUAUCGAGGGUAAUUUAGUUAUGGAAAACAAGCAACCUUCAUAUGAUCAAUUACUAAAGGAGAAUAUUGAACUGAAGUUGAAAGUUGACGAAUAUGAAAAUGAAAUAUCGAAGUUGAAGAGAUUGUUAGAAGACACUCCACGAAGUGUCGAAUCAGUACAAAGCACUGUCAUCAUUCAUAACAAGACUGAUGUCAGCAUUCCCCCUUCUAAUCCGGAUAUUAAACUUUCACUGCCUAUAAGAUCAACUAAUAGAAUCAAUAACGUUAAUAAUAAUAUUGAGAAAUCACGUAUAUCACCCUCUGAGGAUAAAGUCUCAAAUAUUGAUGAACGUUUAAUCUCUGAUUUGAAUUUUAGUCGUAACAUCGACUCCUUAGCAGAAGGUAACAAGAAACCUAACAUUAAAUCCAAAUCGAAUGAGGCAGGUGCUAAACAAUCUGAAAGCACUUCAGUGAAUAAAACAGAAACCUUGAAUUCAACAACUAUAUCUCCACAAAAGACUAUUUCUCCUUCAAAGGAAAGGUUAGAAUCUCCAUUGAGAGCAAAUAGAGUAAUUGCUGUAAUCAACAAUCAUAUACAUUCCCCAUUAAGUGAAAGAUAUAGUCCUGAGAGAGAAAUAGAUUUUAUUGGAGAUGACUUUGACCAAUUUACAGAGAUACCACAUCGAAGUCCAGGUAGAAAAUUAAAGGAUGAAGAGUUAACAAAGCAAUUUGAAUCAUCACCAUCCCAUAAAGAAAAAAUUAAUAAUUUUUCAGAUAUGUUAGAGAGUACGUUUUCACAUCCACCUGAUGAUCAUAUAAUAUCACAUUUAGAUAUUCCUAGUCCAAAAAUUGGUGCUCGUCCCUUUGUUUCGCCUCCAUCAUUACAACCUGCUGGCACUGAUGCAAAAUUAGCAUCUCCAGUAGUUCUUCAAAAGCCAGAAAUACCCAAUAUUAAAGUCCCAGCACCUUCUUUUAUAGAAGAAUUACACACAGAAAACGUUGGGUCACACGGAACAAAUUAUUCUGACACUCUAUCUGAAAGAAGACUUUCUACUAAAUCAUCCCAGAAUUAUUCUAGUGAUAUUGUAAUCUCUCCAGCGAUUAGUAGGAAUAAUGCUUCCUUUCCAGACAAUUCUUCAUAUAAUAAUGUUGAAUCAGAUAUACCCUUAUUUAUAGAUCCAAAAGAUCUAGGAAGUGUCAGGGUAGAAAUAUCAAGCACACUAUACCUCGACCCAGAUUUAAAUGAUCAAGAAAGAAGGAUAUUAAUAAGUGUCAUUGAUAGAAAAUCAGAUAAGGAAAUAUUCAAAUUUGCCAAAUCAAUUACAAAAAUUUACCAAUUAGAAGAUAAAAUCAAACCAUUAUUAUCUAGCUAUUCCCUACCAUUACUUCCAGAUAGAGGUUUAUUUGACUCGAAUAUUCCAUCAAAGGUUCAUUCGAGACGUGUUAAGUUGAAUGACUUUUUUACAAGUCUCUUUAGUGUUCCAGAAAUACCACCUAAAAUUGGUCUCGACAUUGCAAGAUUUAUGAGUACUGAUACCGUCAUUAAUCCCAGUUAUUUCGGAGAUACUUUGAAAGAAGGUUAUUUAAUAAACAGGAGACAGAAAACAUUAGGUUCUGCAUAUAAUUGGAGGGUACGAUAUGGUGUGUUUAGAGAUAACUAUUUAGAAUUAUCUGAAGCCAAUGAAGUAAUUGAACAGAUCAAUCUAAAUAAUUCUACAAUAGAAUUUGUAUCAGAAAACCAAGAUGACAAACAUGGUACAAAACAUGCUUUCCUUUUGACUGAACAUAAAAAAGGUGGUUUGUCAGGAAAUAUCCGAUACUAUGUUUGUUGUGAGACAAGAGAGGAAAGAGAUUUAUGGGUACAUACGAUAAAGAAUAACUUUGGAUCAAAAACAGAUGAAAAAAUAAAUAAUACUUCCAAGCAGCACGUUGUCACACCUACGGAAUCAUCACAACAGACAGAUAGCAGUAAUGACCAUUCAAUGUCUCAUAGUAGUCGAAGCAUAGUUUCUUCACCAUCGAGGUCAAUGGAAACUCCAGAGAGUGAUAAGGAUCAACGUAGAUCAAAAAGGGGCUUCUUUCCCUUCAAAAAGGGCGCUAAUUUUGUUGGUGUACUAUCUGACACAAUUGAUCACGCCUUUGCUGACGAGCCAGAUGUGAAACAUAACUUAUCCAAUGAAACUAGCAUCAUGUCUUCACCUAAAUUACCAAGCUCAUCCUAUAAAAAUGUCUUUGGAAGUCCACUGGAUGUUGCAUUAUCUAUAAGUUCACAUACACUACAAGGAAAAUAUAAAAUUCCUAGUGUUGUGUAUCGUUGUCUAGAGUACUUGUAUAAAAACGGAGGAUUGCAUGAACAAGGUAUUUUUAGAUUAAGUGGUUCAAGUGCAAUGAUAAGAACCCUCCAAGAGAAAUUUGAUAGGGAACAUGAUGUGGAUUUAUACAACUACAACAACCGAAAUGAGGAAGAUAAUUUAAAUUCAGAGCUGCAUACAACAGGAUCUGUGGACAUAAAUACAGUUGCCGGUCUAUUAAAAUUGUAUCUCAGAAGUUUACCUCAUUUAAUUUUUGGUGAUAAUAAUUAUACUGCAUUUAGAAAAGUUGUGGAGAAUAGUAAUAAUUCAUCUGAAAUUGCAUUCAAAUUCAAGGAGAUUGUUAACGGUAAAAGCAUUCCGUCUUCACAUUAUUCUUUGAUGCAUGCUUUAUUCGAAGUACUUCUACGUAUUAGCGAGCUUAGUGAUACCAAUAAAAUGAACGUCAAAAAUUUAUGCAUCGUUUUCUCACCUACACUAAACAUCCCAGUUAAUAUUUUACAACCAUUUAUUGUCGAUUUCGCAUGCAUAUUUAAUGGCGGAGAACCUGUCUCUGAUUCUUCCAGGGAACAAAUUGAUGUCAAUAUCCCACAAUUGUAA